CCAUCUUCAUAACUAUCGUAGCCCAGGGGAGCUAGGCGGGCAAAAGAAUUUCGGAUAAUUCCACCCGUUUCGUUCAACGUGCAUUGCCCCAAUUCGUCACAACAUGAGUCAGUAUAUACAGGUUGCUGAGGAUGAAGGCGAUGAGCCAAUGGAAGUCCCAGUGGAGGAAGAUGGAACGCUGUUGUUGACAACUUUGGCUGCACAGUUCCCUGGGUCGUGCGGUUUGAAGUACCGUAACCCCGACAGCGGGAGUAUGAGGGGUAUUCGACUCUCCGAUGGUCGCCUAUACCCUCCGGAUUGUGAUUGGGGUCGCUAUGUGUUCAUUGCCGUAUUCCCGAAAGAAAACAAACGAAAGGUUGAGGAGCCAUGGGACAGCCUGCAACUGAAGACAAAGCGUGUGGAGAAGCAGCGAUGUAGCGACCUGAUUGUCCUGGGACUGCCUUGGAAGAGCACUGAGGAGGACCUUCGCAAAUACUUCUCACAGUUUGGUGACCUACUGAUGGUCCAGGUUAAAAAGGACCCAAAGACAGGUCAGUCCAAAGGGUUUGGUUUUGUGAGGUUCGCUGAAUACGAGGCGCAAGUGAAAUGUAUCUCUCAGAGACACAUGAUAGAUGGGCGCUGGUGUGAUGUCCGAAUACCGAACUCUAAGGUAGAUAUACAGAAUUGUUUUCUCCAGGAAGGAGCCCAGCUGAUGAUGAAUCGCAAAGUGUUCGUAGGGCGAUGCACGGAGGAUAUGACCGCCGACGACCUUCGACUCCACUUCAGCCGAUUUGGAGAAGUCGUUGACGUCUUCAUUCCAAAGCCCUUCCGAGCAUUUGCAUUUGUAACAUUUGCGGAUCCCGAAGUAGCCCAAAACCUGUGUGGGGAAGACCACAUCAUCAAGGGAGCCAGUGUUCAUAUCAGUGGAGCCGCGCCAAAGAACAACGAGAAACACACAGAUCGACGGACAGGGCUCAACCACACCCCCUUUGGAUUCAACCAGGCAUAUCCCCCGGGCACAUGGGGACAUGCUGGACGAGGGAACAGUCAAGGUCUCACCUCCCAGGGCAACAGCAUGGGAACCAACUUGUCCAACAAUCUAGGCUUGGGCAAUUUAGGGCUUGGUGCACUGCAGUUAAACCACGCCAUGCUUGCAGCAGCUCAGGCUGUUUUGAGUAGCCAAGGGGGGUGGGGUCCUCUUGGUCUAACUAACCAGGGGGGUAGCGCAAGUAGUGGGGACAACCCCACACCCAACCAUGCCAGUGCCAACAGUAGCUUUGGCACGGUAGGGAAUGGGACAACUAGUAGUGGGAGUGGUGGGGGUUUCCUGGGGUGGGGAGGGUCCCAAGGCAGUGAUGGCCCCUCCCACAGUCCAGGGCAUGUUGGUGGGUGGGGAGCCCAGACGAAGGCAGGGACAGGGUGGAACUGAAGUGAGUAUAGGGCAGGCUGUAGCAGGGAAAAUGUUCAUGUAGUAGAGUAUUCUGUAACAUAAUUAAGUCAGAUUGAGUUCUACAUGUGGGUCUUGGUUUGAAGAGACAGGAAAUAGUUGAAUUCACCAGAAACAGCAAUGAAAUGUAUGAUUUAUGGGAACCAGAAAACGCUUCUUUUAUUAUUGCUGAUUCAUUUGCGGUAAUACUUUUCAGUCUAGAUCCUUAAAGUUUCAAAGGAGUGUCUGCAACUUUAACUACUAGUCAGAAGCCUAAGCAUAGAAAGUUUUAUUUUGGCUGGUAACACUAACAUUUACUUCCCGACAUUUGCUGAGGAUCACACACCUUUGACUAAAGAUGAGUAUCUGGGUCCUCAGCAAAUAUUGAGUAGUAUACACUAAACUUAAUGCCAAAGACAUGUUUUGACUGGCAGACUCCAAUGUUUUUUUGUACAGACUGAAAAAAAACAUUAGACAUGAGGUGAAGGCAAAAUGAGGUCUUCCCACACAGAUUUAAUAAGUCUUUGAUUCUGUUACUGAAUAUUUUACGUCAGAUUAACUCCACUCUGUUACAUGUGAGCAUGCUAGGUAAUGUGUGGUGUGAAAGUUUGGCAUCAAGCACGGACAUCAUGCAUGAGUGGGACAUCAGAAAUCUCAAGUGCAAAGUUCUCAGUUGUAGAACGGACAUCAUGCAUGCGUGAGACAUUAGUAAAUCACCCAGUCCACCUCCAUUUAGUUAACGGCUUCUUGCCCAGUGCCACUGUCAUACUUGGUAUGUUGAUGCACAAGACGACAAGCUUGUCGUAGUGCGAAGGGUUUUACUUGUGAGUAUUUGAUAAGUGCUAACAUUCAUGUUUUAGUUCAAAUUUAAAUUUUUUGUGCACUUUUCAACAACAUAACCACUGUUUGCCCAUAGUUAUUUACAAAAUGUUUUUGACAAGGUAAAGAUUGUUGUUUUAAAUUAGAUUUCUGUAGAUUAUUGUUGAUGUAUGCAUUAUGCAUCUUUGCCAAACUAUAGGGAAGAGAGUUAAAGAUUGUUGAAAUUGUAACCUGCUUCCACUUCAUGUUCAAGUCAUGACACAGCUUAAAUAGAACAAAUUGAAAUCAUUAAGGUUUAUACAAAUUUGAUAAAAUUUGAAAUGAUCAUGACAUGUUGAAGUGGGCAGCAGAUUUCAUUAGGGGUGAGAUGAUACAACUGUGUACCGUUGCAUUGUGAGUUUUCAUGCGUCGAUACGAUACACGAUACAUUUUUUAACUAUAUCGAUACAAGUCGUAUACACUUGCUAAACUAAAUCACUUUCUUGUAGUUAAAUAACACCCACCCAAUCCACCCCGAGAGCUUUUGUCAGUCAAAUAUUGCAAUUAAUUAAUUAAUUAGCCGUUCAAGUUCAUCUCUAAAAUUAUUAUGUGUCUACAGCAAGCUUUACAUUUUGAACAUGUUCUGAAAUAUUUAAAGUCAAGAAGAUACCAUGAGAUUUGAAGUUAAUGUGUAUAUUGCGAUACAUAACAUAUUGUGUAUCCUGAUAUGUAUCGUAUCGUGACCUUCCUGUAUCGUUUCACCCCUAGUUUUUUUCAUAGCUCACUAUUACCUUCCUGUGUAGUGCUAGCCAGAAUGUGUUGAGAAAUAGUUACUGAAAUUGUUAGCUCCUUGCUCUGUAUUUGACACUCUAUGAACCAUUCGCAACACUACAGCAUGUGUAAAUGGGAGUUUUGAAUGAUGUCAUUUCAAGAGAACAAAGUGUUGAUUUGCCAGAACUGCAUUGACUACCGGUACUUCAUGUAUACAUCUUAGCAAUUUUGAUGAUGCAAAGAAUUGGUGAAAUGUUUGAGGUGUUUUGAUAUUCUGAUAUUGUUUUGGACCUGGUAUGAGUGAACCCACUCCCUCAAACAAAUGUGAAUAUUAUAGCCAAAAUGUGGAAGAAUUUUAAGAAUUCUAUUUUUGAAAUCAUGAAUGUAAAUUGCAUGAAAGUCACUUUUAAUUGUGCAUACUUAUCAAAUUUGACAGUGCACUUCGUACAUCAUGCUCCUCAAUAUUUUAUUAAGUUUGAUAAUGAGAGCAGUGUUUUAGCAGUGAGUGGAUUUGAGACAGUGUUUGGUGAUAAUUUGUGUAAACAUUUUGGUAUUUGAGGCAGCAAGGUCUUGGCUUCUCUUGAGUGAUUGGUCCAGUAGGAUUUCGGUGCUUGUGUGACCUGAGGCUAGCCACAUGCUUGCAUAUAUGCGUUCAUAACAUUUUUAUAUGAAUUUAACCAAAACAGAUGACCAAGUGUUGUUUGGAUUGAAUUGUAAUGCGUUUUUUGAGAGUGUUCUACAAUGUUAAAGAGUGGGGGUGCUUUUUCGUUACCAUGGUUACUGUUUAAUUUGCAGGUCUCUGAGUGUAUUAUGUGUUUUCAACUGGUUUGAAAAUGAAGCACCCCAACAAUUUAUUAUUAUUAAUACCAUAUUUUUUUAUUUUAUAAACUACAUCUACCAACCUUUCACAGUAGCACAGCCCUGAGUGCAUAAUAAUUGUGUAGUAGUCUCAUUUUAAACAUUGUCUGGUUGGAGGGUGGCGUAUGAGUGAUCAAUUGUUUCACAGCUUCCUUAUCAAUUCAGCUGAAGACAUUUCAGAAAUAGUACCAUACACGACAAGUGUCAUUAAAAUCUAUGUGGUCAAUGAUAUAUUUGGAAUCCUAUUGUUUAGUCAGUUAAUAAUAACUGUCUCAAUUCAUGUCCAAUUGAUAAUAUGUCAUGAACUAUCAUGAAUCUUGUUGAAAGGGAAGUUGUGAAAUAAUUCAUGUCCUCAAUAGUAUCAUGGUUACCAAGUCUUCAGCCAAGUUUGUUUUUUCAUUGUGUAGGUAUCUUGAUGAAGGUUUAGAAAUUAAUCCUAGCCUUCUAAUCUAGCCAGUAAAAUGUUCAAAGGGCUAACAGAUCCUGCUGGCUAGUUAUUAGUGGUGGGACGAUACACUGAUGCAUCGGUGGAUCGCGAUAUUUAACUUCGUGCUACAGGUAUCGAUCACAGUUGCACACUAAGUAAACAAUAUCGAUACAUACCUUAAAUGUUUACUUAUAUGGCUGUUACACCAAACACUAAUUAGUAGUGAAAAAGUAAAUAUUUUCAUCCAUUACACCAUACUUGACACUGACAACUGUAAAUCGUCAGUGUGCCAGAUAUUUGACUACCCUGUCUAUGAAAAAUAUGGCUUACGCACAGAAGACAAGAGCACAUGGAAGUAUCGCGAUACGAAUCGGAUGGUGUACAAGGUAUCGUGAUACGUAUCGGUUCUCACAGUUGGUGUACCGUCCCAGCCCUGCUAGUUAUAUCUAUAUUUUACUUUAUCGGUGACUAAAUUUGAGCUGCUUGCCUCAAGUCAUCACAUGUAGUAAUUUGUGAAACUGAGCGAGUACUUGUCACAAGAAAGAUAAGCAAGCUUCUAAACCAAAAGAUAUAGUAAGCGUUAGUCCAUGUUGGUCAGGGCUUGUUUUUGUAUAUUUGGUUUUCAAUCUAAAGGUACUGAAUAGAAUGAAAAGCAAUUAUGAGUAAUUGGUUAAGCCUCAUCACACUGAAGGACCAGUUUGUAGAAGAUGUGGAAGCCCAUAUGCCCCUCCACAGUGACAUAGUGUGAUGUGGCGUAAAACAAUACUCAUACAAUAGGAUGCCCUGGAUUUAAUAUGAAACGAAUUGUGUGGAAUAUUAAGACACAGAUGAAGGACGACUUGGCUGAAUGUUUGUUGACAUAUAAGUGUGGUGUGUGUGAUCGUCCUGUUUCCUAGGUGAUCGUAUGUUAACUUGGAGUACUUCAGUCUGCAUCAUAUAUAUCAGGAACAUGGUGAAUGAGAAAGUUGUUACAGUAUUGUAUUGCAUUUGAGAACAAACUGAAGCCAAUGUGGAAGUUGAAAUAUAACCUCUGAUUGUUCGUAUUUAAGAGUUGAGCUGUUCGGAAUUAUGAAAUUUUAUCCACACACCACUCUUAGCGUGUGUGUUAAGUUUGUGAGAUGGUGAGAUGGUAUGUCAUCCUCAUUUAGAGCAGGUGCACAACACAACUGGGCCCUGGUUGAGGAUAAUAGAUGACUAUUUUAAUACUGCUGGGGAAAGGCUGUUCACCUCUAUAUUGAAACAACUGCCAGUAUUUGCUGUCGAUUGUGGUUUAAAAAUGUGUGGAUGGUGUUUUGGAUAUCUCAGCAGGAUUUUCUCUUUUUCUAUUUAUAUUUUAGCAUGCAUGAAUUCUCAUAAAUGUACGUACUUGUUAUUUAUUGUAUAUAGUUGUUGAUGUGGUUCCCACUGUUAUGUGUUACUGAUGUGUGUGGUUAUGAAUAAGACACUCACAAACAUGGGAGAAAGGUGACUCCAUCAAUUGGUACUCUCAAAGGCUGGCUUGUUUGAUGAGGCAGUACGUUUCCAUAACAACCAGAGUAUUGUUCCCAUGGCAACCAUAGUGUUCCAUGGAAACAGUAGUAAUACAUACAACCCUGUUGGAAAUAUUAAGUCAGAAGACCAAUCAUCUUUCAGCUCGUCAUUUGGUCACAUAUGCUGAUAUAUGUGCAUGUAAGAUAUGGACUAGAAUAUUUGAUAAAAAUCAGUUCAAAUUUCAUCUUUCUCCUUGAAUUAUUUUUCUUUCAUUUUAUGAUUAUCUUCAAAAAAAUUAUUCUUCCCGUUGUUAAAUUUGCACAAUAUUUUGAGAUAGAGGCAAUUUUACACCAAAUGACUAUCAAAUAUCUUGUUACAGAAACUGUUGCUUUUGUGUGUCUUUAAUUUUACAAUUUAAGGCCAUUUUAACAGAUUUUUUAGAACCAAAAGAUUGCAUCCUGUCUUAAAAUGUUUCACUGAAUUGUUAUUUGCAUUAAGGUUGGGAUUUGCUGAGGUAUGAAAUGUAUCACUUCAAUGACUUAAGGCAACCUUUGAAGUACCACUGUCUGUUGAAUCAUUGCACUUUAGCCUACAUUACAUAUUUAUUGCUGCUGAUUUUACGGUGUACCAUGUAGAGUGAGGUCUGGGUGUGCAGUAGUGAACUGUUGGUGUAUAUCGUAUGUUGGGAAUGAGAGGAAAGCUAGACCCACACUUCAUGAUGGCUUCAAAUUGGUACACUGGUUUCGUAACUUCAAAAUCUCUUCAAAUUGGUACACUGGUUUCGUAACUUCAAAAUCUCUUCAAAUUGGUACACUGGUUUUGUAACUUCAAAAUCUCUUCAAAUUGGAACACUGGUUUCGUAACUUCAAAAUCUCUUCAAAUUGGAACACUGGUUUCGUAACUUCAAAAUCUCUUCAAAUUGGAACACUGGUUUCGUAACUUCAAAAUCUCCUCAAAAUCAAAGCAUUAUUUUCUUAUUUUCUAUGAAACCCUGUUGCCUUGAGGCGAUAUAAAGUUUUAAGAUAAUUAUGUUUGAUGUUUGACACUUCUACGAAACUUUCAUGAAUGCACAGGUUUCAUUCCCAAUUUGAAAAAUGGAAAGAAGGAAUCCCAAAGUCGCCAACACGGUCUAUGACUUGAUUUUUCUGGUUCUGGCUCAAUGACUGUAUAGGCUGUGAUGUAACUGUAAUGAUUGAUUGUGGAUAAGCAACUUUUAAUCUCUCAGUCAGUGUUUUGGAGGAAGUAGUCGUAUAUCGACGCAGCUAGAAAUUACGAUUUUGCAAGGAUUCUUCAUGGAUCAUGUACCAAUUUGUCAAGACAACUGAAAUCUGGAUCUUCUUUUCCCUGCUUAAGUCCCCCUAUUAAGUUUCACUUAGGACAACAUGCUCAAAGCAACUUUUUUUGUGAUUUGAGACCGAAUAAAUUAUCUCUGAUAUCGCCUUUUGCUGUGGUUGUUCUGGGUAGAGUUACCUCCCUUGUAUCUGGUGCACAAACCCGGUGAGCGUGUGUGUGUUGCCUUAUUUGCAAAAAUGGAUCUUGCUGUGAUCAUUUAAAGCUCAUCAGAGGUUCUGCUAGAACGCCAAGCAUAUGUUAUGGCACAGUGGUUGCUACAGUUGUAAUUUGUUUCAUGUUUUGGUAGAGUUAGUAAAGAGUAUGUUAUGAGAUCUAAUGAUAUGGUGCCAUUGCUAUACAUCAUUAAUAUCUCUGUUCACUAUGUUAGUGGAUUCAGAAAUGUUCAAGCUUACAUUACUCUUUGUGAACCAGAUUUGCUUUAAUCUCUGUCAUUUCUAAAGAAAGUCUGUAUCAAGUUUCUCAUGAACUUUGUAGAAAAUCUGCCUAAAUCUGUUGUUUUUUAUAACUUUAUUUAUUGUUUGUGCAUGUAUGGCAUGAUGCCAGUUGUUAGAAAUUCAAAUCCAUUUAUGCCAUGAAAAUACCAAAUGUAAACCAGAAAACUUGUCUUUAUGGGAGCAUGUUGUCCUUGGUGGUGUUUGGGGGAAGGAGUACAUGGGAAGGGAGAGAACUCUGUUGCCUCCUUGUGCAGUAAAUGUGUUCCGUUCCUUGAAUCUCUUGUAGCGCUGUCAUUAGAUAGUCAUGAAUCUGUCUUCACAGAAUACCAUGUCUGCUAUCAUGAUCAAGGUUCCAUGGUUGCUUUCUGUUUCAUCCUUUUUCAGUUACCGUGGGAGAAUUGACUAAUUGUGCAAAAAUGUCAACAAACGAUGUUUAAUCUGUAACCUGGUAACAUUUUGACAAUAAGAAGGAAAGUAUUUUCAAAAAUUAUACGUGUUACAUUUCACCAUUUUGGAGCUCAGUUUCACCUUUUUCAUGAAGGGACAUUAAUCUUGGUUGAAAUUUAUGAAAGUGGACAUUAGUUUUUGGAGGAUGUGAGUUAUCUACUCCUGUUUGCCACGAAAUGCAACAGGAUUCUUGUAGUGAGUUUCCCUUGUCGUGCCACCGUGUGCCAUCUCAUGCGGUUUAACGGUCUUCAGAAAACGUGCCAUCUAGUACGAGGGUCGGUGUCAGCCUGCUUUGUGCGAGGCCCUGCACCACAAAUGUCAGAAUGGACAGUGGUAGCCAUGUUUGGUUGUAGUCCCUGUAGUCACAGUGUAAGUCCCCUGUAGCUGUCUUCCAAUACCACCAACAAAUUAGACCAGAAUUGUCUACUUUGGCUUUGAUGACUUUCGAGUAACGUGUGAACUAAUAUUUCUGACCAGUUCUCUCAAUGGCUUGAUUCCCUGACUUUGCAAUUAACGUCAUCUGUUUCAAUGGAAACAGAUAAGGAAACUGUUUCAUUUCCUGCAUAUUCACAUUGUCUCAAUUAUUUGUCUCAGAAGUAAUCACUGCAAGCUGCAAAAGUGGUUAUGGUUGUGUUAACAAGUGAGUCAUUACCCCUUUUGAAAACCAAAUGUAAUCUAAGAGGAUUUGAUAUUUUGGACCCUUAACUUUUAAAAAUGCUGGAUCUGCCCUUGCCUUUUGUCAAGGGCUUAAACCCAGACUAAUUCUGAUAAUGGUCCUUUGGUUGUUAGUACCAUUCUUAAGCUUGUGGGUUUCACAAAAGUGGUAAAGAACUACUACCAGAGUGACCAGUGGAUGCAUCAAAGUUGAUACAUUAUGAUGUGACUGAUAUCCUAUUCAAGGCAGUAUUUACAAAGGUUUGACCCCUACUCACUAUGACUGGAAUCCAGUUACUUCCCUUGGAUCACUAUUCUAGUUAUUGCAAAUGUUGGUGAUGCAAGUCUUUGAGGGGUUCUCGUGUUAGUAUAACCAAGGAUUUGCUGUCAGAUGAAAUGGCAUGAGAGUAAUGCUACCCUGAUAUUCUCUUCUCUUUAUGUUUGACCAUACACCAUAGUACUGUGUUUGUGUGAAAAGGAAGGAGAGACAGGUAGAAGACUAUUCACCUAUAAUAUUGAUGUUAUUUGUAAAUUCAGUGCCUAUCUAUUUUCUUGAGAUGAAGUGAUGGUUUAGUAUGUUUGUUUCAUGUAGAUCGUGUUACUCUGCAGAACCUAAGGGAACUUGAGUGUUACUUUCUAGGGGUGUAACGAUUCAUCAAGGCAGGACACUAAUACAAGAAAGAAAACAUGUUAGCUCGUUUCUUUGACAAACAGUUGUGUUCUUACAUAAAUCAGAACUAGAGCUUUUUGUUUUCACUUUUCGCUAUCAAUACCAUCUAUUAACCAGGACGUAUUAGUCUGUUUAAAUGUUCAUGUCUAGUUUAAAUAUCUAUUUGAAAAUAUUGUUUCCAUCAACGUUAUGUUAAUUUGAAUUUUGAAAAAAAUAUUGUUGGAAAAUGUACCAAUGUUUUAUGAGAAUGGUGUGUUGACAAGGUCUUGUUACACCCCUACUAUUUUCUACAACCAGUUAUCUGGCUUUGAGAGCCCUGUGCUCCUCCAGGGAACACACCAGUUCACACAGUUUCUGGUAAAUCAUAUUGAAAUAACUCAUUCCUUAAGAAAUGAAUUUUGCUCAAACAUGAAUGAAUGGGAAAUAUAAAAAUUUCAUAUUGAAAUAAUUUCUAUGAAAAUAAAGAAUACUUUUUAUGUAGAUUUUUUUCUCUUCAAAUAUGCAAUAUCCAAAAUGGCUUGAAUGCAAGAGUUUGUUGUCCACAGUUAUGGUAUGUUUGAAGUAAUUGAGAUUUGAUCGCCUUGGUUACAUUAAACAGAAUUACCUCUUUUUAUGAAAAAUUCCAUUAUGUAUGAUUGAUCUGUUUAGUUUGGUAUGAGUUGAUAUAUGAAAUCACCUGUUAUCAUUCGGCUUAGCUUUAAUAUAUUUAUUAUGUGGUAUUAAGUAUGUCAAAUCAUGCAAUCAGCAUUAUCAAUGAGAAUUUUUCACUUCCAAAUUAACCAAAUUCGUGUUUACAAGAUGGCUAUUAAUCCCAAAUUUUUUGAACAUUUGUACAGUAAUAACAGUCAUGUUUGUCAAAAAGGAAUGUAUGACAGUAUAACUUAACAAUUAUUGAAGUAUUUUGCCGAAAAUGCUUUAGAAUUAAGUACCAGUUGAUGACACUUGGUGGUGUACAAACAUGCUACAUGUUAUCACACAUAUCAUAGUGUUGCCAGUUUCAGUCAUUUGGAUAUUGCAGGUAUUACCAAAAGUACACAUUUACGUUCCUGGGUUUCUAGUUCCGAUCUUCCAUUUCACUCUCACGUCUUAGUUUCUCACAGUACUUAAUUGAUGCAUUAUGUUUUUUUGGUUGUUUUUCAAGCAUAUUAAUAACACAGUUCUGUUUAACAAACUAAAUCCAAGAAAUUCUUUGAACCCCAUUUCUAAUAUUAACAAAGUUUUGUAAUUACAAGGAGAAUUGAUCAAGGUGUUGCAUAGCAAUAGGCUCAACUGAUACGCUUGUAACCAUAUCAUGAUAUUCUGUUCACGAUACACUGUUUCUAGUAAAUUUGAGUUCCGUAUUUAUUCAAAAAGCCACUUUUUGAUAUCCAAUGGUAUUUAGAGGCCACACUUAGACAUUGAUCGGUCUGAAUAAAAGAUGUCAUAUAAUAGGAAAAUGUGAAUCCGGGCCUCAUUCCCCAAAUCGAUCUUAGUGUUUUUACUGUUUUUCAUUCUGGACUAGUAACAUCAACUUAUACGAUUCCAUAUACUGUGACUAAAAUAUACUAAAAAGGAGCCAAAAUUGUAUUAACAGUUAGGCAAGUAGACUCAAACGUUUUUUGUAAAGACUAAAAUUUAUAAAAUGAUUUGGAUUGAAAUAGAAUGAAGUAUAUCGUGAAUGGGAUCGUUCAGCUUAUCAUCACAGUUCACUAGAGAGUCUGUACCAGGAACUCCCAAAAUAAGUCGAGAUUUAUGGACUGACAGCAUGGAUGAUGUAAUAAAAAAAAAAAAUUGGCAUCUCAUGUUUGCAUUUUUUAUCCUCAAAUUUCGUAUUUGAUGAACUUGGAUUUAGUUUGAGACAGAUUGGUCACAAUGUGACAGUUAAUUUUGGGUUGGUUGCUUGUACAUGUACUUCUGUUCAUCGAGGGGUACUUGAAUGGCUACCAGAGAUUCAGAACAUAAAGAUUGGCAUAUUUGUGGAAGGAAAUGAAUGUCUUUGUCAUAAUUCUGUUUAGAAUAUGAUCUAAAUUUAAAUUCAUGAAGUUUGAUUUAAUUUUGAAACAUAUUGAACAAUUCGAGUUGGCUGGUUCAUGCUGUGGCCUCAUUGGUCAUUUACAAUGUGCUUGUCUUCAUGUUCUGUGUGUCAGGUGAACACGCUGUAAGAUCCUAGAGCCAAGAUAACUAGCAACUCUAUGUAAAACACUGUCUUAGUCUCGAAGUCAACCACUCAGUUUCUCAGGAAGUUCUCUGCAGAAACUGGUUGCAGUGUCAGAGAGAUGGUCAUCAGGGGGGAUAAUCCAAAACAAUUUUUUAGAAUUGAUCACUAAAAAAAUGCAUUGCAAAUUAUUUGUAACUAGUUUUCAUAAGAUCUGAAACAUGAAAAUGAAAUCAAUAAGGCUAAAGUGAUGCUUGUGUAGUGUUUGAUACAUGGAAUUGAUUGGAAUAUGGAGGGAAAUCGGUAAUGUUGCCCGUAUCCCCCAUUUCUGUGACACUGCACAGUUGUUCUGUAACAUCUUGUUAUCUAUUUUUGAUACAUUGUUGUGACUUUGUGUGAGGAGGUGACGUUAACCCUGCAAGUUCUCAUCUUAAUUACUGUAAUAUAUUUUAAGCUAAUUAGGACAGCCUGUUUUAAUCACCACAACUGAACAAGCUCAGGACAAUGUCUCAGCUGCUUCCAUAACAUUUCAUUGUACUAAAUUAGUUGAUGAAUUACAUCUUUUUGUGAAGAUGCAAAAAUUAUCAGUAUCUCAGUCAAGUAUUCUGCUGGCAGAAUUUGCAAUUUCAUAAUCAGGACAUUUCUUAUUUUAGGUUGCCUUUUAAAAAAAAUGGAUAUUAGAACAUUAAGAUGUUCCAGUGAUAUGUUUUGUGUACUACUUUCCACAAGAAUAACUCAGAUAGGAAAAAGCUCAAGUAUUUUUAUACGUUCUACCUCAAAAGGAUUUUUAAAAGUUAGAUUAUAGUGUGCAAUAAAGGAUGAUUUUGUGCAUAAGAUUUUUAGAUGGUUGCCAUUGAUCGUCAUGCCAAAACCAGAAGGCCAGUAGACUUGAUUUCUGUAUUGCACAAUCAGCUUGAGCUUGAAACUACAGUAUCACAGGUUGUAAACUUAUCUGUCACAAAAUUAUGAAAGCUGCAGAUAUACCUGAAAAAAUGUUGCAUUUGAAAGUAAAUUAUCAGUUUGAUGGAACAUCUAGAUUUAGAUUGAUUUCAGAAAGAUUAUGGUUUUGUUGAAGCCUUAUGAUUGGAAAAAUCACAUGCUACAACAAAGUUGAUAAAAAUGAGAACUGAGGGCUGACGUGGUGCCCUUUGUUAGGGUGCUUUCCAAUAUUUUUUCCUUUUGAAAAAAAAUAGAUGUUAAUACAGUCACUUUUAAAUAGCAGUUGUACCCAUGCAAUGUCAGAUGAUUCUAUAACUUUUUUUAAAUGGUUUAUGAUUCUAUCCAUGUCUUCAAUGGUGAGAGAAAGUAACCCUGAAAAAAAAGAAAAAAAGUCUUGCAUACGGUAGAGGUUGAACUACAGGACCAAUAAUAAGCUUACUCUGCUCUCAUGGCAGCAUGUUGAGGUCAUUUUUUAAAAACGUAAUAACAUUUCUGAAAUGUUUGUUUUUUUUCAAAAGUAUUUUCAUUACCGAUCAGUUUUUCAUAAAGUCUGUAAACCAAGACAAAAAAAUAGUCUGGCUGAAGUUAAAAUUGCUUGCUUCCAGUGAAGCUUGUUGAGAUAUUAUGUCACUGUAGCACCUGUUUCAGUGUCCGGUAUUGUUCACUGUGGUGGUGACGCGGGCUGUCCUACAACCAGCUGUGUAAUUGAAAUCCAACUCUGACUUUGAAGUGUGAGUGUAAGCGACAAUGUGUUGUUUUCGUGUUAUCGGUGUGUAACGUAGACAGCAGCUGACCGCCGGCUGGUGGUGAACGUACGUACGUGCAGCAGUUAUACUACUUACCCAAUAAAACUUGGCUUUAUGCUAAAACUGG
Haliotis rufescens (red abalone) is the source of this 13233-nucleotide messenger RNA. Its product is annotated as TAR DNA-binding protein 43-like. Gene Ontology annotation, biological process: regulation of gene expression. Gene Ontology annotation, cellular component: nucleoplasm. Gene Ontology annotation, molecular function: RNA binding. Bases 104 to 1408 code for a protein of 434 amino acids. Lineage: Eukaryota; Metazoa; Mollusca; Gastropoda; Lepetellida; Haliotidae. The transcript is spliced from 4 exons. The record is from RefSeq and is a predicted model, not a curated record.